Molecule: messenger RNA, 909 nt
Organism: Trichosurus vulpecula (common brushtail)
Lineage: Eukaryota; Metazoa; Chordata; Mammalia; Diprotodontia; Phalangeridae
Product: taste receptor type 2 member 3-like
Exons: 1
Coding region: 1-909 (302 amino acids)
Biological process (GO): sensory perception of taste; detection of chemical stimulus involved in sensory perception of bitter taste; G protein-coupled receptor signaling pathway
Cellular component (GO): membrane
Molecular function (GO): bitter taste receptor activity; G protein-coupled receptor activity
Source: RefSeq, a predicted model, not a curated record
AUGCUGAAUUUAGCUGACAGUGUGUUCUCGGUUGUCUUCGUCAUUGAGUUAAUUCUAGGUUUUUGCUGUAAUAGUUUCAUAGGACUGCUGAAUUGCAUUGACUGGGUCAAGAGCAAGAGGAUGACUUUGUCUGAUUUCAUUAUUACCAGUCUAGCCCUGUCCAGAAUAUGCCUUCUUUGGGCACUUGUAAUUGAUAUUUUAGUACUGGUCCAUCCCAGUUUUUAUGAGGAAAUGAUAGCAAAGGAAAUUAUGGAUACAGUCUGGAUAUUUAUUAACCUUUUAAGCAUUUGUUUGACCACCAGCCUUAGUGUCUACUAUUGCUUGAAGAUUGCCAAUUUCUCCCACUCUGCCUUUCUCUGGCUCAAGUGGAGGAUUUCCUAUGUUAUUAUCUGGAUUCUGCUGAGCAAUGUGCUUUUCUCUUUUUUCUGCAUAGCAACCCCAGUCAAAGAAUUCAUCAUUUGUUUUAGCAGCAUACAAAUAACAAACUGCACUGAAAACAUUACAAAGAAAAGUAGCUAUUCUCUCCAAUUAAUUUUGAGUACCAUCUGGAUGGUCAUCCCCCUUGUUGUAAUUCUAUGCUCCUCUCUCCUGCUCAUUCUCUCCCUGAGGAGACACAUGCAGCAGAUGAAGAACUAUAUCCCUGGCUCCAGAGACCCAAGCACUGAGGCUCAUUUAAGAGCCAUCAAAAUCAUUCUCUCUUUCCUCUUUCUCUUCAUAGUAUAUUUUGUUGCCUUUUUUAUACUUAUGUUAAGCGAUCUCCUGCCAGAUAGUGAUUCAGCAUGGCUGAUUGGGGAGAUGAUUACGGCUAUCUAUCAUUCUGUACACUCACUCAUCCUCAUUUUGGGCAAUAACAAGCUGAAGAUUGCAUUCCUGAGGAUGCUCCAGAUAGUGCCUGAAAGAUGGGACUAG